Dovyalis caffra is the source of this 2709-nucleotide messenger RNA. The record is from the annotation of a GenBank genome assembly. NCBI's taxonomy places the organism in Eukaryota, Viridiplantae, Streptophyta, Magnoliopsida, Malpighiales, Salicaceae.
AUGCACGGAGAGUCUUCGAAAAGAGUUCUUAUUCAAGACCCACCUUGGAUUUCAGCUCUUUUUUGGAAGGGUAUGUAUAAAAUAGCCAAUAAAAAAGUGAAGGUAGAGUUCAAGGAUAUUGAGAAGAGGAAGUAUAAUUUGUUAAGGAGGAGGCAAGUUAGGGAAGAGACCGAGGCGUGGGAGAGAAUGGCCGAGGAGUAUAGGGGUUUAGUGAGGGAAAUGUGUGAGAGAAAGUUGGCACCUAAUUUGCCUUAUGUUAAAAGUUUGUUCUUGGGGUGGUUUGAACCAUUGAAAGAGGCUAUAGGGAGGGAGCAGAAACUGGAGAAAUCCAAGAAGCAGAAGUCGGCAUUUUCUCCCAAUAUUGAAUUGUUGCCAGCUGAUAAAAUGGCGGUCAUUGUUAUGCAUAAGAUGAUGGGGUUGGUGAUGUUGGGACAUGAAGAUGGGUGCGUGCGUGUUGUCCAGGCUGCAGUGCAGAUUGGCAUGGCUAUUGAGCAUGAGGUUAGAAUUCAUAAUUUCUUGGAGAAGACCAAGAAUUACCAAAGGAAGAAAAUGCAUGACGUUCAAGAGAGUAUGGACAAGGAGAAGGAGAUGCUUAGGAAACGUGUAAAUAGUUUGAUUAGAAGGAAAAGGCUCAUUGAGGUCCAAAAUCUGGUGAAACAGGAUGAAACUAAACCUUGGAGUCGAGAUAAACAAGCAAAGCUCGGAAGUCGUCUAAUAGAAUUAUUAACUGAAACAGCUUAUGUACAACCUCCAGUUAGCCAGUCAGAGGGUAUUCCACCGGAUGUUCGACCUGCAUUUAGGCACAUAUUUAAAACUGUAACAAAGAACCCAGGGCAGAAAAUUGUGAAGAAGUUUGGGGUUAUAGAAUGUGAUCCUCUCAUCCUCACAGGGCUUGAUGGAACGGCUAAGCACAUGUUGAUUCCUUAUUUUCCAAUGUUGGUGCCUCCAAAAAAAUGGAGAGGGUAUAGUAAGGGUGGUCACUUGUUCUUGCCUUCAUAUAUCAUGCGCACUCAUGGAUCUAGGCAGCAACAAGAUGCAGUCAGGAGUGUUCCUGGAAAACAGAUGCAGAAAGUAUUUGAGGCCCUGGAUACACUUGGAAAUACCAAAUGGAGGGUGAAUCGAAGAGUGCUGGAUGUGGUGGAGAGGAUAUGGGCAAGUGGUGGUAACAAUGCAGGCUUGGUCAAUCGAGGAGAUAUUCCUAUACCAGAGAAACCUUCCUCAGAUGAUCUAACAGAAAUUCAAAAGUGGAAAUGGAGUGUGAGGAAGGCAAAGAAAAUAAACCAAGAGAGGCACUCCCAAAGAUGUGACACUGAACUUAAGCUUUCUGUUGCUCGGAAGCUGAAAGAUGAGGAGGGAUUUUAUUAUCCUCACAAUCUUGAUUUUCGAGGUCGUGCAUACCCGAUGCACCCACAUUUGACUCAUCUAAGUUCCGAUCUUUGUCGAGGAGUUCUGGAAUUUGCAGAAGGAAGGCCGUUAGGGAAGUCUGGAUUACAUUGGUUGAAAAUACAUUUAGCAAACUUGUAUUCAGGCGGGGUUGAAAAGUUGUCGCAUGAUGGCCGUCUAGCAUUUGUGGAAAAUCAUCUAAGUGAGAUAUUUGAUUCAGCAGAGAACCCUGUCAAUGGAGAACGCUGGUGGUUAACAGCUGAAGAUCCUUUCCAGUGCUUAGCUGCCUGCAUUAAUCUGUCAGAAGCCUUAAAGAGUGCAUCACCACAUACUGUCAUCUCCCACCUGCCAAUCCAUCAGGACGGUUCAUGUAAUGGUCUACAGCACUAUGCAGCCUUGGGAAGAGACAGUCUGGAAGCAGCAGCAGUUAACUUAGUCGCUGCAGAGAAACCUUCAGAUGUUUAUUCAGAAAUUGCUGCUAGGGUCCAUGAAAUAAUUAGAAGAGACAGUAAUAAGGAUCCUGCUACAAACCCACAUGCUUUAUUAGCCAAGGUCCUAAUUGAUCAGGUGGAUCGCAAAUUGGUUAAACAAACAGUGAUGACCUCAGUGUAUGGUGUCACUUAUGUUGGGGCACGCGAACAGAUAAAAAGAAGGUUAGAGGAGAAGGGUCAUAUCACAGAUGAUAGACUGCUCUUCAGUGCAGCCUGUUAUGCCGCUAAAGUGACAUUGACUGCACUAGGAGAGCUGUUCCAAGCUGCACGCAAUAUAAUGGGCUGGCUUGGUGAUUGUGCAAAGGUUAUUGCUUCAGAAGAUCAGCCUGUUCGGUGGACAACUCCACUAGGUCUUCCUGUCGUGCAGCCGUACUAUAAGAGCGAACGACAUCUUGUAACUAAAUUUGGUGUUGCAGAUAAGAACUUCACUUCAGGUUUUGGCCUUGCAACGGGAAGGCAGUUCGGUGUUCAUGACUCUUUCUGGACACAUGCAAGAGACGUGGAUUUGAUGAAUAAGAUAUUGCGGGAAAAAUUUGUGGAGCUUUAUAACAUGCCAAUACUUGAAAAUUUACUUGAAGACUUCCAGACAUCAUAUCCAACAUUGAAGUUUCCACCUUUGCCUGAGAGAGGCAACUUUGACCUGCAAGAAGUUCUUAGAUCUCCUAAAGGUGGUGAAGAGAUGCCUGGUGCCAUUGGCAAGUCUAAGAUCUCGAAGAUUUUCACAAGAAACAGUCCUUGCACUGUAAUUGUGAUCAAACCAGGAAGGGCCAUUUCUAGCUCAGAGGAUGAAACCACCCAACUGGCACAUUCAUGUACACACAGAGGGAAACUCUAG